This is a messenger RNA of Ruditapes philippinarum (Manila clam), 8266 nucleotides long. RefSeq lists its product as uncharacterized. Gene Ontology annotation, molecular function: DNA-binding transcription factor activity, RNA polymerase II-specific; RNA polymerase II cis-regulatory region sequence-specific DNA binding. Lineage: Eukaryota; Metazoa; Mollusca; Bivalvia; Venerida; Veneridae. The coding region runs from base 1 to 2226 and encodes 741 amino acids. The transcript has 5 exons. Gene Ontology annotation, cellular component: PcG protein complex; transcription regulator complex. Gene Ontology annotation, biological process: regulation of transcription by RNA polymerase II. The record is from RefSeq and is a predicted model, not a curated record.
AUGGAGGACAAAUCAUCGCUCACUAACCAGUACAUAGGCUGCGGAUAUUACCAUUGUCUGUAUUGUGAGAGGGCAUUUAAACAGUUGUCUCACCUACAGCAACAUCACAGAAUUCAUACAGGUGAGAAGCCGUACAGAUGUCCACUAGAUGGUUGUGAUAAAGCCUUUGCUCAAAUGUCAAACCUGCAGCAUCAUAUGCGUCAACAUGAUAAAAGCACGUUUGGACAAAAACAGUGCAUGUGUCCAUUUUGUGACCGAGGUUAUGCUAGUGAAAAAAGUCUCAAAUCUCAUCUUAGCAAGAUGCAUCCAGACUCUAAACUACUUGGUCUUGGAGGACAGAGGAGUAAUCUCCCUUUGAUGGAAGGUCAAGGUCAUCCAAUGUUGGGCAGCCCACAACCUGGUGUAACGAUCUCGCAUCAUAACUCUCUACCCAUGAUGCACCAUUCAAUGAAGUCUCCACUAACGCCACCUGGUGGUCCACUAGAGCUUACUGUAAAUUCUCAUCAACGAACGGCUAUGGGUGGAGAUGGGAGAAAAUACAGUCUAGAUUCUGGGAAGUUCUCAAUGAAUAAUGAAAUGCCACACGAUAGCAAAAUAUUUCAGCGAAGUUUGUCAGAACGUUUACCAGAAAGAGGUCAUGAUAAGAUAGACAGUAUGUUUGAACAAAGAUUUGGUUUACAGAAUCAUUUCCGCGAUAUGAACCGUUUCAAUGACCGUUCAUUUGAGCCAUUCUCACCUAGCAGGUUCCAUGAUGCUGUACGAUCAUUUGAUUUUAAGGAGCUUGAGGCGAAGUUGUUUGAUCCAAGUGGGGAAAAGUUUCAAAGAAUGGCAGAAAAUUUCCAAGAAUUUCGAUCUCGAUUCCAAGAUCAGAUGUUAUCAAUGAAUCGUCGAGAUGGCAGCCGACAAGCUGGUAUGUCAUUUGAUGGUCGUAACAUGAUACCGGAUAUGAAUGAUCGAAGUAUGUUCUUUAAUUCAAGAAAUGAUAUGGUAGAUUUUCCUCCAAGAGAUCGGUAUGACAAUAGUCGAAAUUACAACGGUAUGAAUAUUAACGGAAUAGAUAGUUACGCUCCGAACCGCCACGAUGACUUGAGACUUCGAAGCCGUAAUGAUAUGGGUAGCAGAAAUAACUUGAGCAGUCCGAAUUAUAACAGAUCUGAUCGUGUCAACGAAAACAUGGGCAUGGGUAUGGAUGGUCAGAUGUCGUUGGAGAUGCGUAGAAGCAGUCUCAAUUUGGAUCAGAAUAUUAACGCUAGAAAUAGUUCCGCCAAUUCAGAUAUUAUUAUGAAUCGCACAAAUGAUAUGAAUCCUAACCAAGAUAAUCAUUUACGGUCAAACCAAAGAAAUGGUAUGCUUGGUACACAGGAAAAUGAUAUGAUUGGAUUGCCUGGAAGGAAUAGUAUCGACAUGAAUUUAAAUGGUGGACGAAUAAUGCCCACACAGAUUCCAAGAACUGACUCAAGAAAUAAUUGUACUGGAAUAAUGGCUCAAGAAAAGACAAUGAUGUUAGGUAGUGGCAGCAGUGGUGAUGGUGGUCAGAAUCAGAAAGUUGGCAUGGAGAUGGUAGACCGUAACGCAGAAAGAGUUGAUAAUGAUUAUAGUGCAAGAAUGCAUAAAUCUGAUGUUAAUAAAGCCAGUAGAAAUGACUUUGACAUGAUGGAUAGGGGCAAUAUAAGAAUGAACACUGACAGAGUUAUGUCAGAGGAGAAAUUGCAGCAGAAUGAAGAUAUGGUGAUUGAUGAUAAUAUGAAUAUGGGGACCGUACAUCGCGAGUCUGAGGAAAUUCGAAUGCAGAGUCGAAACGGAAAUAUACAGAUGGGAAUGUGCAAUGACAUGGAGCUGAGCAGUCCAAAUAAUGGUUACACAGAGAAAUCUGAAAUACAUGCACAGAAUAUGAUGAUAGCUGAUGGAAAUUUGACCCCAAAUAUGCAGGAUGACCUUAGCUACAAUAGGGGAAACAAUUUAACACAAAUGAACAGUCAACAUACAACUCCUAAACAAAAUGGACACGGUAAUGUUAUACAGACAGUUCAAGAGUCAGAAAUGGAGUUUGUGGACAGAAGUGAUAAUAAAAAUUCACCCACUUCUAAUCAUAUAUCUGAUCCUAAUAUAAUAAGACAAAGAAAACAGCGUAAGCCAGCUAAUCCCCAGCAUGUCUUCAUGCCUUCAAUAGAUCACUACACAAGCUUUGCUGCUGAUGAAGUGGAAGAAUGUGGAGCGCUGAUGUAACUUAUCCAAUGAAAUUGCUUUAUUCAUAUACGAUAUCCAAUCAGAUUGGAUUUAGGAACUUGUUAUUUGUCAAUCAUCCAAUCAGAUUGGAUUUUACAAAAUGUCAGUAAAUUUGACAUUCUUUAUAUUUAAUGUGAAGUCUCAUUGGUGUAUUUUUUUAUGAAAUAGAGUUUUAAUUGCUAAUAUGUGACAUUGAUUCUGGUAACUCAAUCCUGAAAGGAGCACUGAGUACCAGGAAACAUUUUUGCACUGUAAAUGUUAUUUUGUUAUUAAUUCAGUCCUAAGGAUACAUUUUUUAAAGAUGUUGUUGAUACUAGAAAAAUAUUGUUUUCUUAUCAUGUAAACCAACCAAUAUAAUUGGUGGAAUUUUUAGAAAUCACAUUUUGAUCUGUGUGCGUUUUUUUCUUCUUUUUCUUUUCAUCCAAUCAUGUCCCAUGUUACAUAAUUUAUCACCAGAAUAUCUAGAAUCAGAAAAGAACCAUUUGAUUGGCUGUACUUACUUCUUCAUGAUUGUUACUAUAAAUAGUUUUUAUUUUUACUCAAUAUUACUUGAAACUGCUUUAAGAAUCAAACCAAAAAAAGCAAAACAGACAAAACCAUAAGUUUCGUUAAAGAUGCGUGGAAAUGAAAGCAUUUGGUCAAUAACAGUUACAAGAUUACAACAGUCUCUAUCUGUGAUAUUUAUACACAUUUCCUUCUACACGCUAUAAACUUCAGGAUUCUUGGUAGUCAGCUUGUGGAAGUAACAGAAUGAUUUUAUUUAAAAUUAAAAAAAACUGGACUUGCAAUUUAAAUAUCAUUCAUCACUGGCAUGAAUCUGAGGUGAAGUUUUUAAUGUAUAAUACAACAGCUAUUUUCAUUGGCUGUUGUAAAUUUCAAAUAAGCCAAUGGCAGGAUUGCAUGUAAAUAUAGAAGCUAGGCAAGUUGUAACUGAUUACAGCUCACAUGAUAAUUAUUUUUGUACUAAAGUAUUUUUGAACAUAGAAUUGUUAGUUGAAUAAUAAUUCUUUAUACUAUUAUAAGAGGAGCUUUACGUUUAACAGAAAUUAAAAUUUACUUUCUUGUUCUAAAUUAUAGAAAUUACUAUUAUUUGCUGGGAAACCCUUAAAAUGAAAAUUCCAAACAAAAUAAUUAUACAAUAUGUCAAGAUGUUUAUUUCCCAGUAUAUAGAGGAAAGGCACUUCUUCUGUUAAAGUUUCUACAAUUCCAGAUAAGGGUGACUAAUUUACAUAUACUUGCGUUUCCAUAGCAAUAAAAACGAUGCUGCUCUUCAACUUCUAUAUGAAGAUAAUAAAACAAGUUAAAUUUGUGUUUUUUUGGCUAUUACCAAUCUCAUAAAAUACACUUAAUUGCUUGGAAUAACUUCUGCACAGUAAAAAUAGAGGCCUCAUUUAUUGUUACUGCGUAGAUAUUUUAUGCAUAAGAUUCUAUAUGACAAUUAAAUGCAUGUUGAGCAUGUUUCAGAAACACCUGAGCUCUAUUCUACAGAUAAAAAUUAGCGAUAUUACCUUAUUUGGGCAUGUGCGGAUAGUUCUUUGAAAUAAAUUGUAAGAAAGGCAUUAUUUCAUCUCGUAUGACAGGAACAAUAAACAUAUCAAUAAUUGCAACUUAAACCCGGCAUAAUCUGAAAUGUGAUAAACAAACGUAAUCUUUGUUUUUGUUAGUGAUAAAAAAGAUCGCUUUUCAGAGCAUAAUUUAUUAAUAUCUUACAUUACUUGCUCUUUGCUUUGUAUUAUUCUGUUAUGAUUUGUUGUCUUUUAUCCAAAAAAAAAAAAGAUUUGAUGCUUAAUGUAUGUUUUUUUUAUUUAAGAUAAAAAAAAUUUCAUUUACAAGAUAGUUUUGGAAUGGGUUGGAAGAGGGAAGGGGAGGCUAUCAAGCUGGGGUCUGGAAGGGUAGGGGAGGUAACUAGGUUGAUGGGAGAAGGUAGGGGAGGGUACUAGGUUGAUAUCUUGGUUGAGACAAGGUAGGGGAGGUUACUAGGGUAAGGACUGGGUUGAGACAAGGUAGGGGAGGUUACUAGGGUAAGGACUGGGUUGAGACAAGGUAGGGGAGGUUACUAGGGUAAGGACUGCAUUGAGAGAAGGUAGGGGAGGUUACUAUGUUGAUUAUUGGGUAGAAAUUGAGUAAGGGAGGUUACUAGGGUAAGGACUGGGUUGACACAAGAUAGGGGAGGUUACUAGGUUUGGGACUAUGAGCAGAUGUAGGAAUUGUGGGUAAAAUUUUAUUACAUAAUUUUAAAUUUUGCCAAAUCCUAAAUUAUCACUUUUAUGUGAGUUUAGAAAAGGUUACCUGAAAAAUUGAUCCCACUAAAGGUCUGUUGAUGACCAAAUGCUUUUGUUUUAAUUAUCAAUAAAUUAUUCUUUAAAAAAUGCAUCAUGAUAAUUCUUUACAUACACAUUAUAAAAGAUAAAUAAAGACGAUUUCUAUGACGAGAGAAAAAUAUAUUACAGACGGCAUUUUUGCAAUUACUAUAUCAGUUAUUUGUCAUGAUUUUUUUGGGAAUUUAUUACGGAAAUCGGUCACCAUCUUAAAUGGCCAGUGCAUUUGAAUACACAUGUCUGUAGAAUAAUAAUUAUGAUGAUACAUACAGUUUUAUUAUAUUUUCAUUGUUAUUUGAAUGUUUUGUUCUAUUUUUGUCACUUAUUUACAUUCUAUAUUUCAUUAUUUACCCUUUGAGUUUUUUUUUAAAAACUUUUCCAUUUUGAUAUAGACCGUAUAUUAUGUAUUAAUUAAUUUUGUAAUAUCAAGGCUUCUCUGUAAAAUUGCAAAUUGUUUAAUUGUAUGAAUUAAAUGUUUUAAUACUAAAUGAUGCAUGUAGAUGUUUUAUUGUUGCAUAGCAACAUAUAAAUUGUUGAUGAAAAAUGUUGCUAAGCAACCACUUUUUGAAUAUGCCUUUUGGGCUAAGUAAGCAUAUUGUGAUGAUAAAAAGAGUGGUCUUUUGGGGGAAAAAAUCACUUUUUUUGCAUCAUAUGAUUUGUAUUGUAAAUACAUAUAUAAUAUAUAAUAUAAAUCAGAAAUCAGCUCAAAGCUAGUUUUGUGUUAAUGUGCUAUUUUUUUCCUUAUAUAUUAUUAUACAUUUAUUGUAUAUUUUGGUCAAUGUAAAUUUAUUGUGUAUAAUGCUUAUAAAGCUGUGAAUGGGGAUCAGAGUGUAAGCUUAUUUUUGUUUUAGAAACAGUGCUUAAAGCUAUGUCAACAAUGUUUAAAUUUAUUUGAGCCGCGUCACUACAAAACCAACGUUAUGCAUUUGCGACCAGCAUGGAUCCAGCUGCGCAUCCGUGCAGUCAGAUCAGGAUCCAUGCUGUUCGCUAUCAGUUUCUCUUAUAAUAGGGUUUGUAAGCAAACAGCAUGGAUCCUGAUCAGACUGAGUGGAUGCUCAGGCUGGUCUGGAUCCAUGAUGGCCACAAACCCAUUACGUUGGUUUUGUCAUGACGCGGCUCAUUUUAUCAUUGAAUGUAAUGUCUGAAUAGAUUCAAUCAUAGGUUCUGCAGUGCUUCAAUGGAUUGAUUCACAUUUCCAAAUUUUGUCUGCGGUUAUUUAUAUAUUUUAAGGUGUUAUGUCACAUCAGCGAUAUAUCUGAUAUUGUUAAACAAUGAAGAUAUCCGAACGCUGGGUGGCAUACCUUAAUAUUUUGCCUUUGUUAAGCCAUAUCAUGUUUUUCUUUUACAACAUGUUUUUUUAAAAUAUGUUAAAGCUGUAUAUUGAGUAAUAUUUGUAUAAUUUUGGUCUCUACAUACUCAAAAUUCUGUGUAAUUCUUUCUUUUUUUUAGUCCACAUUCGCUGUUUAGGACUCUAAAAUUUAUGUAUUGAUUAUUAUUAUUAUAUUGUUUUGUUGUACUCAUUACUGUUGUGAAAAUGUUUAAUGUCAUUGCAACAAAGAAAGUACUUUAUAUUCUUAAGGCAUUUUUUUUUUCAAAGUGGAAAUAAAGACAAUAUAGAAAUUCAAAUGUACUUGUUCUGCUAUGGCUUGGGAUCUCUGAAUAUCAUGAUAAAACAUUUAUUUUGCUUGACUCGAAAUUUUUUGGUAAAAAAGUGAAGAUAUUUUGACUUCAACAACUUGUAAUCAGAACAACAACAUUAUUAUUUAACCAGGAAUCUUGAAAACAAGUUUGAUAAAGCCAGGGAUGUAUAAAUCUUAGGAGACAUCAUGUCACAUAAAAAAUGAAUAGGUUCAUAUCAUGUCACAUGAAGAAAGGGAUAGAUUCAGUUCUAUAUAACAUACAACAACAUUCAAUACUGUUUAUUUAUUAUUAUUAUUCAUUAUUUAUUAUUAUUUACUUAAGAAUAAAAAUCUAUGAAGUCUUAACAUAGAAAAUCAGUGAGAGAACAUUGUGCCAGAAAGCAUCAUGCUUAAGGUCAAGGUCUGUUAAUGAAACAAGGGCAUAUGGGUCAAGGGUCAGUAUUCUAAAUUAAGGAAAACAAUUUAUAUAUUCAGAAAACUGGCAAUUUGUAUCAAUAUAAAGUACUUUCUUUUGCAAAGAGAUCAUUGUCCAUUUUUUUUGUUGAGGAUUUGUUCAAUAGAUUACAACAUUCUGCUGCCCUGUCAUGUAACCUUUAACCUGUUGAUCUUGUGUGAUGGACUUGCCCUACUUUUAAUUUGGAAUCCUUUUGCAGUUAGGGAUUUCAAUACUAAAAUACAUAAAUUGAGCUUCAAAAACAGUAUAGAGCAACUAUCAGACUGCACAGAUUGCAGGCUUACCUAACUCCAUAUUGGUUACAAAGACUUGCCUAACUCUAUACUGGUCAUCUCUAUACUGGUGGCAAAGCCUUGCCUAACUCUACGUUGGCAAAGGCUUGCUUAACUCUAUACUAAAGUCAAAGGCUUGCCUAACUCUAUACUGGUGGUAGAGGCUUGCCUAACUCUAUACUAAAGGCAAAGGCUUGCCUAACUCUAUACUAAAGGCAAAGGCUUGCCUAACUCUAUACUGGUGGCAAAGCCUUGCCUAACUCUAUACUGGUGGCAAUGCUUGGCUAACUCUAUUCUGGUGGCAGAGGCUUGCCUAACUCUAUACUGGUGGCAAGCCUUGCCUAACUCUAUACAGGGUCAAGGUUUGCCUAAUUCCAUACUGGUGGCAAAGGCUUGCCUAACUCUAUACUGGUGGCAAAGGCUUGCCAAACUCUAUACUGGUGGCAAAGGCUUGCCUCACUCUAUACUGGUGGCAAGUCUUGCCUAACUCUAUACUGGUGGUAGAGGUUUGCCUAACUCUAUACUGGUGGCAAGGUUUGCCUAACUCUAUACUGGUGGCAAGUCUUGCCUAACUCUAUACUGGUGGCAAAAUUUGCCUAACUAUAUACUGGUAACUCUAUACUGGUGGCAAGGCUAAUCUAUUCCAGUUCCAGCAGGUUAAGGGCUAUUGAUUUUUUUGCUGUUCUUAAUGAAGUUCUAGUCAUUGCUUUCCUAUAUUUGUCCCAUUUUUCUUAUUGACAUAAGCGACUGAUCAAAGAAAGAUCAAAGUCUCUUAUAACAAGGAACAAAGAAUAUAAUUAUAUAAUGAAUUGAAUUGAUUUUGAUUAGGAAGAAAAUGAAGUAUAAAUCUCAUAUGCAUGCAUGUUAUGAUUUUUUUCUGAUUUUUUUAAAAAAUUAUUUCAAGACAAUUUAAGCAAUCCUUUUUUUAACAUGAUCAUUAUUUACAAGUUUAAAUGCCAGUAAUAUAAGUUGACUAAGGAGGGGCAACACAGUUAAGGAUGCCUAGUUUUCCCUAUAAUCCACUAUCAAAUGUUUAUAUUGCUUCCUAAAAAUAUAGGCUGUGUAACUGUCAUUAUUGAGCAACUUUGUUUGGUUAAAGCCAAAGGAAAAAAAAAAUAAUAAUUUUGAUUUUGUAGUCAAACUUUGAGAUUUGCAACAACAGUUUAAUAUUUUUUAAGUUCAGAUUUAAGUAACUGAAAAAAAAAACACAUUUUAUUUCUAAUCAGAAUUUUUGUCUUAAAUUUAAAAAAAUUGUAGUAAAAACUGAGUGUCAAAUUCACCAUUAUUUAAAAUUUACGUUUAUAGUCCUAUCUAUAACUUAUCUCAGAAUUGUUUUGAGCACUUUUGUCAUAAGAA